Molecule: messenger RNA, 897 nt
Organism: Notodromas monacha
Lineage: Eukaryota; Metazoa; Arthropoda; Ostracoda; Podocopida; Cyprididae
Source: the annotation of a GenBank genome assembly
AUGCGGCGAGCUUCACGCUACCAGACCGGACGGAUUCCGGGAACAUUUCCGUUAAUCCAAAAAGCCGCUCUGACAACGUUUCGUCCAAAUCCUGAUGAUACAGAAGAAUUGGGCUCUAAGCACAUGAAUGGAAAUCUUCACCAUAGACGAAGAAACCUGAACGUGAGUGCUAUACUUACAUCGUCGUCAAAAUCGUCGGCUUCAUGGGCCCAUCUUGUACCCAAGAGAAGCUCGGGAGACGCAGAUUUGCUAUCUCCUCUGAGUGAUCCCAAGCCACUGUCGAUUUCUUCUAUAGUCGCCAUGUGUUCCAAGAGUUACAGAAUGGGAAAUGCUUCGAUGACUUCGACGAGCAGCCGACAACUAGGAGCCAUCGCGUUCAACGUUCAACGCAGUUCCCAAUUCAAACAACUCGGGGCCUCCGUUACGUACGACCACGUUGUGUUACCACAUCCAUCAGUGGACUUGGACACGGGGGUUUUCACUGCGCCGGAACCCGGGGUUUAUCUUUUGGGUGCCGAGUUCUGGUGCUGGCGAGGAGCGGAAUGCCGAACCAGUUUGGUGCUGAACCAGAUUGGGGUUCGCACUGGAAAGGCCAUGGCUGGCAACAACCACCAGCAAGUGUCCAUGUCAACAAUUGUCAAAAUGAACCAGGGAGACAUCGUGUCUGUCAUCCUCAAUAGUGGCUGGAUGUACAGUGACUCCAAGGACAAGUGGAUUCAGUUUUACGGCAUCAAAAAUCCCGGAAGUCCGACAGGAUUCGGAUGCCCUCCGACGUACAAGGGAUCCUCUGUGUUGGUGACGAAAACUCCGGGUUUCCCGACCCCGGCUUGCCCAGAAACGCCAUCUAUCGCCAGUGUGGCGAGAUUCAAGAUCUUGACGACUGUGCAAAAUAAUUAG